UCCGCCGCAUACCGUAUCCCGUGUCUCCAACAGCGCGGCACUCCAUUAUUCAUGCGCGAGGGGGGGAGGAUCGUCGGCAGCGCAGGGCUUCGUGCUCUGGCCUGACGUCACGCCAACUUCGCCCCGAUGCCGUCAUGGAGUCGUCUGCGUCCUGCUAAUACUGUCGCUGGUGAUGGCGCCGCGAAUGCUCUCCUCUGUUCGAUCCCUACUACACCUAACGCAUGGAUUGUUUCUUUCUUACUCUGUAGUUUGACCCAACUUUCAUUACAUCUGUAGAUACAUCGAAAACCCGGCGUUAAGCCAGCGAGAAAAUCAAUACCCAUCACUUCCUCUGCGCCGGCACUAUCAGCGGCGAUGGACCUGCACAUCCCGGGCCUGUUCGGCGGCUCCGCGCCCGGCCGCGGGCAGUGGACCUUGGAAGCGCCCGCGUCCGGCGGCGCGGCGACCCGCAACGACCCUGGGUUCCUGUCGAGCGACUUCCCGCGCGCGCCCCCGAGGCUGUACGUCACGGCCGAGAGCGACGACUUCGACCUGGCCGCCCUCGGCGACUGGCGCGGCGAGGGCUUCGACGUCGAGUACGUCCCCAUGGGCCCCAGCGAGAACGCGUACCGCGAGACGGUGGAGGCGCUCAGUAAAAAGAAAAUGGGUCCCUGCGAGACCUUCGGCAUCGUCGCCUACGGCGACGCCGCGAGCUUCUGCCUCGAGCACUUCCACGCGACCGCGGCGCGCAACCCGGAGUUCCGGCUGGCGUGCCUGAUCGCGUACUAUCCGGGGCGCAUCCCGGACCCGCGCGCGGCGUUCCCGGGCGGCGUGCGGGCGCUCGUGCACCUGGCGGCGGGGAGCGAGGUGGACGUCGCGCGGCGCGGGCGCGCGCUGGGGCUCGAGGGCCCGCCGCGCGUCGUCCGCCGCGCCGUCGGCCGCGGGCUCGGCGCCGCCGGCGCCCUCCCCGACCACGCCUACCCCGCCUACGCCUACGCCGACGCCGCCCCCGGCUUCGCCGAGCGCGACCUCCCCCAGUUCGACCGCGUCGCCGCCGACCUCGCCUGGUCGCGCAGCCUGGCCGCCGCCCGCCGCGCCUUCCGCCUCGACGUUGAUGUCGAGGAAGUCGUCGACCGGAAUAUCGAGGCCAAGUUCUUCCAACGGGACGCGGCGCAGACGAUGGCGACGUACGGCGCGGGCGGGGUGCACGCAACGUAUGUGCCGACGCUGACGGGGGGCGUGGGGCGGGGGGAGCUGGAGCGGUUCUACGGGGAGUUCUGGGCGGGGCGGGGCGGGACGCCGGGGUCGCUGCGGCUGCGGCUCCUGUCGCGGACGGCGUCGGCGGGCGGGCGCGUGGUCGACGAGACGCACGUGGCGCUGCGGCACACGGAGCCGGUGCCGUGGCUGCUGCCAGGCGUGCCGUCGACGGGGCGCCGCGUCGAGCUGGUCGUGGUGACCGUGGCCGCUGUGCGCGCCGGCCGCCUCUGCCACGAGCACGCCUACUGGGACCAGGCCAGCGUGCUCGCCCAGGUCGGCCUGCUCGACCCGCGCGCCGUGCCCGCGGCCUUCCGCGCCCGCGGCGUCGAGAGGCUGCCCGUCGUCGGCCGCCGCGCCGCGCGCAGCCUGCUGCGCGGUUAUUGCGAGGGUGAGGAGGGCGGCGACGAGGGCGAGGCGACGAAUGAGUUGAUUGCGGAGUGGGAUGACGAUUUUGAGGAGGUGGAGGGGGAGGAGGAGAAAGAAGGGCGGGGUGAACAAGGCGGGGGUGAGGAGGGCGGGGAGGGCGAAGCCAAGGACGUUAAUGGUCAGGCGGGGGAAGAGAGGAUGCCGGAGGAGGCCCCGACGAAGGAGCUGAAAGGCAAGGAGCCCGAGAGGCUGAGGUCUCAUCAAGCCCGAGUCGAUGAUGAGGAGGAUGGAAGCAAGUAGCCCCUCCCUCUCGGCUCGUGUACCUAUCUGGUCGUAUGAAUCCCUGUCGACGCAGGCUGCCAUUACUACGCCGUGCUGCCCCCCUCUGGCCCUUGGAGGUGACACUCGAGGACACCAGCACCAGCCGCACCCACUUCAGCCCACUAGCUGUGGGGGGAAGGUAAACCCGCCCUCCCACAUGGGAUGGUGGACGAGAAGACGACAAGGGGGGGGGCGAAGUUGGCAGAAAGCCAAGACCCGCUGUCCCGGAUAAAAAUAUCUACUCACUUCUCGUUUCG
Durotheca rogersii is the source of this 2180-nucleotide messenger RNA. RefSeq names its product NTF2-like protein. Bases 355 to 1902 code for a protein of 515 amino acids. The record is from RefSeq and is a predicted model, not a curated record. Lineage: Eukaryota; Fungi; Ascomycota; Sordariomycetes; Xylariales; Xylariaceae. The transcript has 3 exons. Gene Ontology annotation, biological process: polyketide metabolic process.